Molecule: messenger RNA, 834 nt
Organism: Ilex paraguariensis (yerba mate)
Lineage: Eukaryota; Viridiplantae; Streptophyta; Magnoliopsida; Aquifoliales; Aquifoliaceae
Source: the annotation of a GenBank genome assembly
AUGGGUGUCUCAGGAAAAUGGAUUAAAGCAUUGGUUGGUUUAAAGAAACCAGAAAAGUCGCAAUCUUCUGAGAAAGAUGAAAAUAGGCUGGCGAGCACUGGAAAGUUUUGGCACCGGAGAAAACAUUCUGUUGAGAUUGAUACUAACAUACUUGAAGAUGAGCUCAAUCAUAACACAGCUAAACCAAUUGAUGAAACCAGCAUUUAUUCAAUUCCAGUUGUUUCUGGCUCUCCUUCUAGUUCAGUUCAAGUGCAGGAUGCAGCUCAAAGUGAACAGAAUAUGAGAGAAGAAUGGGCAGCCAUACGUAUCCAGACUGCUUUUCGAGGAUUUUUGGCCAAGCGUGCUCUACGUGCUUUGAAAGGAUUGGUAAGACUUCAAGCCCUUGUCAGGGGUCAUGCUGUGAGAAAGCAAGCUGCAAUAACUCUUCGUUGUAUGCAAGCUUUAGUGAGAGUUCAGGCUCGUGUCCGAGCUAGGCGAGUCCGUCUGGCGUUAGAAAGUGAAACAGCACAACAUAAACAUCAGCAACUUGAACAUGAGGCCCGUGUUCGAGAAAUAGAGGUUGUAUGCAAGGAUCGAAAUAUCGUGUCGAAACAUCCGAAAUGUUUCGGAUUUUAAAUACACCAACAUGAAACAUGGGUGAAAACCAAAAAUUCUUGAGUUUUGAGCAAAAUGUCAUUGUUUCGCACCGUUUUGACCAAAACGGUGAUGUUUCGGUUGAAACAGUGCGAGAUAGAGAUGGAGUGAUAGGGAGAUUGAGAGCACCCUCAAAAAUCGAAAGGAGAAAAGUUCAGCAGCAUACUUCCCAGAGUGCAGUUUUAAGCAGCCUCCUCCAGG